AUGGAAAUGAGCAAGUUUUCUGUUCUAACUCGCCUGAAGAGGGCAGUGAAGAAGGUAAGUUUUUUGUUGAAUUUUAGUGUCAAUCGAUGGCUUGUAGCUUCGGCUAUUGGCCGGACUUCAUUGAAGAACCGCCACCUUAGCUUCAAUGAUCGGCCGGGCUUGAGGGCGUGCACCGAUGAUAAUGACGUAGAUUCGGAGGAUUCCGGCUCUUCGAGGGAGCUUCAGAGGACAUUAAGCUUUCCGUACGAAGAUGAUGUUGAUAAGAGAGCUGAGAUGUUUAUUGCUAAUUUCCAUCGCCAACUUUUAAUAGAGAGACAAAUUUCUCUGGAGCUUCAAUAUUGCCGGGGAAAUAGUUUCAAGGCAAUCUCUCCCUGA
Molecule: messenger RNA, 375 nt
Organism: Corylus avellana
Lineage: Eukaryota; Viridiplantae; Streptophyta; Magnoliopsida; Fagales; Betulaceae
Source: RefSeq, a predicted model, not a curated record